AUUUCUAUAUUGAGUAUACUAUGUUUAGGCUACAAAUUACCAUAUUCGGGACACAGAUUCAUACAAUGAGUCCACAAAAAUACCAGAUUAAUAUAAUGAGGCCACAAACUAAUAUGUUGAGUCAGCAAUAUACUAUUGAAGCCAUGAAUUCAUAUAUUGAGGCCACAGUUUACUAUACUGAGCACACAAAUUACUAAAUAAAGGCCACGAGUUAUUGCCUCAAUAUAUUAAUUCGUGGCCACCAUAUGUCUCCUCUGGGGCUCCGUCCUGCGUCCAAUCGCCGAAGGUUUCUCACGUUUCCGUGUGACGUCGCUUGCUGCGCUCUGCGCCUGCGCGAACAGCCACAGUCGUGUAAAGGGGCUCUGACUCUCUGGCAGGCAGAGCGAUUCUGACUCUGACUCGGAUUCGGAGGCAGAGCUCGACAGUGAAAGGUUUGUGAAGGUCCGAGCCUACAGAACCAGCAUGUAGACGCGGCUGUACUGCUAUUAAUGGUGUUUGUUUUCCCGUAGUCCGGCUCCGGGUCUCUGACUGGACUGGCCAGCUGGAGCAGGACAGCUAAACGAGCUUUAGCUCUGCUGGCGGACCGAGAGAAGCGGAGAAGCGGACUCAGACUGAGCCGGAGAGCUGGUGAACUAUGCUGGCCGGACUCUCAGAGGUCGAACCUGUCCGGCUGUUGCGCCUCAGGACGUCGUUUUGGCGGAAACGUUGACGGUUAACGUAGGUUGACCUAGCUAACCCAGCUAGCCUAACAUUAGCCUGCCUCGCACCAGAAGUUGAGAAACUGAAACCGAACUCGGUGAAACAGCCGCAGAGUGGCUCAGGAUUCAGAACUUAAUAUCCCUGCUUCUUUUUGGACUCUCGGAGGCAUAAAACGGUAAGAAAAGUCGCUGCUACUGGUUGAUUUCGCCGCUGUGAACGUUGGACACUUCAGGGAACGACGCUACUCUAACUACAAGUCCGGACUUGCAGACUCGGUCUUGCGUACUCGGAGGCUCGCUAACUUCCCUGAAGUGCCUUCUCGGAGCUAAAACUCCCUAAAGUCGUCUCAAGGUGAUCCCGGGAAGAGCUGCUGUACCUUGUGCAGUGUUUAUUUGACGGUGAAAUACGGGUUUGCAGCUUUACAGGAGCACACUGUGAAAGACGCCAAGGGAGAAAAACGUCACCGCUGCCCUCAUUUACCUCAUCGAAGCGAAGUUUUUCCUUGUUUGGAGCAGCAGCCGUGUGUUGUUGAUAGCCGACACAGUUCUGCGCAGAGCUCCAGCUUCCUGGUGUUGGACGUGAUCAAUCUCCAGUGAAGAAUGAGGCUGGGAUUGAACUGACAGCCAUGGGAGGAUGUGUGGGGAGAGAACGGCAGGAGUCCCGCGGGCAGGGAUCGUCUCGAGGGGGAAGGAAUCAGAGAAAACGGGGAGCCCGUAACGAACCCUUGAAGAAGGACAGGCCCCGGUGGAAGAGUGACUACCCCAUGACGGAGGGUCAGCUCCGCAGUAAGAGGGAUGAGUUCUGGGACACCGCUCCUGCGUUUGAAGGCCGGAAGGAGAUUUGGGAUGCCCUGAAAGCGGCUGCUGUCGCGCUGGAGUGCAAUGACCAUGAUCUGGCUCAGGCUAUAGUAGAUGGAGCCAGUAUCACACUGCCACACGGGUCUCUGACUGAGUGCUAUGACGAGCUCGGCAACCGUUACCAGCUGCCCGUCUACUGCCUGGCUCCACCCGUCAACCUGAUCACCGAGCGCUGCGAUGAGGACCCGGUGGAGAAUGCGGAACCUCAGACGGCCUCCAAGAAGGAGUUCCAGCUGAAGGUCCGCCUCUCUACGGGCAAAGACCUGCGGCUGAACGCCAGCAUGGCCGACCCCAUCGGCCUGCUGAAGAAGCAGCUCCAGGCCCAGGAGGGCAUCGAAGUGGCCCACCAGCGUUGGUUCUUCUCAGGCAAGCUCCUCACGGACAAGACGCGCCUGCAGGACACCAAAAUCCAGAAGGACUUCGUCAUCCAGGUCAUCGUGAACCAGCCGACGCCACCCAACCACUAAAACGAGCCAGACUCUGAGCUCCGGACCAAAUCGAAAUAGCUGUGGACGUUUCUUGCACAAGAUGUGUGGCUGUUUUUUUUAUUUCUAUUUUUCUCCUCAUUUUUUAAAGAAAUAAAAAAGACAUUGCAGGGGAUUUCCACCAAAGUUGCACCAUAAUUCACAUGGUUCAGUGUGGUUCAGAUGGUUCAGAUGUCUUUACAGUGGUGGUGAUAGGAACCAGGGGUCGCCAUGACUACAACACAGAUAUAGGCAUUUUAUUUACCAUCAAGAACCACCAGAGAACCUACACGAGUCUUCGGCGUUUAUAUGGAAUGUUGACGAUGGUGUUUUAUCUUUUUACUGCGUGAAACUUUCUGUGCUUUUAGAGGUGGACGUCUGGUUCCUAUCACCACCACUGUGAGACAUUUUGACCCUGGAGCAGAGAAUUUCAAACCAAACCGCUCUGAAUGACUUUCUUCACGUCUCUACAGUUGAAUUAUGCAGAAAAUCUGAAAAAUCAGUGGAAUUCCCCUUUUAACAAGAAACAAAGCAAUGCUGCAUUUAUUGCUUGUCAAACAGUCUCAUUAGAGAAAUGACGUUGCUGGUUUCUGAUUAAAAACAGUGAGCUGGCUCUUUCACUAGUGUGAACUCUCAGUAGAACCCAGUGAAAGUGAAUCCGCCACCUGGAAAGCCCCGCUGACGAAAAAAUCGCCCUAAUGAAAAGCUUUUUAAGUGCCAAUAUGAGGAACAGCUUCGGAAGGAAAAAGCACAUAAUCUCUUGACUAUGCAUCGUCUGGAAAAGCCUAAUGUUUGGAGGAUCAGGGCGACCCGUACCUCAGCGGUCCUGCUCCGGAAUGGAUCUCAAGGGGUUUUGAUUAUUGUUUUUUCUUUCUAUUAAUUCUUUAAGAACAUGAUAAUCUCCCGUGAGCUUCAUUUGCACACUUGAAUAUACGUACAAGCUUCUAUACGUAUUGUGCGCCUUUAUAGGAGAGACGACUUCUCAGCUGAUUGUUGUUUCUUGAUGUAUGUUUUGAGGUCUGUCUGUCCAGCAUUUUCAACAUGCCAUCUGUCUCUUUGUAGCGGCUGGACCCACAAAGAUAUUGUCGUCUUGGUCGACAGAUCGUCCCACUUGUGUAAUACCUGAAAUUCUGUGUUAACACAGAAUUUCACAACUUGACUAUGCAAUUUACGUUUGGGUCGUAUUUCAGUUUUAGUGCCCUCAGUCUGUGUAGAUGCCUCCACUGUCCUUACUGACCUCACAGAAGUGGUUCAUUGUGGGUGACGGACGACGAAGCAGGCCUACUGUACUUCCAGGUUUGAAUCCGAUCCAGAACACUCAAUAAAAGGAAGAUCUGCGUAAGGGUUCCUUGCGGCUCAGUCUGACAAAUCUUGGGUUAAGCGUUCUAGAUUUAUGAUCUUGUCUUGUACGUUUGGCUGCCUCCCAGUGGACUUUUACCACUGUAGCAGGAUAAAAUAAAGAUUUUCCUUCAUUUA
Messenger RNA from Pygocentrus nattereri (red-bellied piranha), 3496 nucleotides. It is a transcript of the gene ubtd1b, whose product is annotated as ubiquitin domain containing 1b. NCBI's taxonomy places the organism in Eukaryota, Metazoa, Chordata, Actinopteri, Characiformes, Serrasalmidae. Gene Ontology annotation, molecular function: protein binding. Bases 1325 to 2023 code for a protein of 232 amino acids. The transcript is spliced from 4 exons. The record is from RefSeq and is a predicted model, not a curated record.